Molecule: messenger RNA, 2982 nt
Organism: Ctenocephalides felis (cat flea)
Lineage: Eukaryota; Metazoa; Arthropoda; Insecta; Siphonaptera; Pulicidae
Exons: 3
Coding region: 20-2917 (965 amino acids)
Biological process (GO): chromatin remodeling
Cellular component (GO): cytoplasm
Source: RefSeq, a predicted model, not a curated record
UUUUCAAUAAUAUUUUAACAUGGAAGUUGACAUCAGUGAGGAUUUGAAACAUUUGCAUCUCUUGACUAUUAAAUUUACGAUAGGAAAUGAUUCCUCAAUUGCAAACGAUUUAUGUGAUGUCAUCAGAAACAUAGAUGAAGACACUCUACUUUUAGUCAAGCCUCAUAUCUUGAUGGAAAUUUGCAAAUCUUUAAAGCUCGCAAACAACUCGGAUCGGAAAAUAGAAUUAAUUAAAGUAGCAAAAGUGUUAUUGGAUAAAACACCAGGAGGAGCUCUUCAACAGGGAGGUUUUUUUAAUGUAUUGUCAGGUGUAAUUUCUUCAGAUAUAAAACUAACUUCCGAAGAACUUUUUGUUUCUGCUUUAGAUUGCUUGUUAGUAAUAACUACAAAAUGUCCAUUAGAUAUAAAGCAAUGUAUGUUUAUUAAGAUGAAUGCCCCAUUUUUGGGAAAAUCAAUUUAUGCAGCUUCCCAAUUGGCAAGAAAACAUGCUUCUGCUGAAAUAAAAUAUUUGGCUUUGAAAUUCAUUUCAUCAAUUUGCAAUAUUGAUGAUUGGGAUCUAAUUGCUACCGAAGCGCAACAAGAGUUUAGAUCUAGAAUAGCGGAAGUAUUAAUGUUUUUUUUGCCAGGCUUAGUAUCAGCUUGUCAAGAAAUAGCUUUGCAAAACAUUAAAAAGCAGCAUCGGGUAACAGUGAUAGCAUUGCAAAUUUGGGGUCGUGCGAUUGCUAUAGUAAUGGAAGAUGAGAAAAAAACUGAAAAUGAGGUGCUAACAGCAAAUGAUUUUCUAAAGCUUGUAAAUCCCGUGCAAGUUCCUGGAGAAAAAUCGGCAAAAGACUGGUCAAAAGCUGGAAAAUCAGAUCUCAUAGAGUAUCUUAAUGAGUCAAAACGUUCAACAAAAUGGAUGCAAGAAGCUUCUUCUAAAAUUGCUAAACUAUUUCCGCAUUUGACUCCGAUAAUUACUCAUGAACACCCCGAGGUUAGGUUGAUGCUUGUAUCAUGCUGCGAACUCAUACUAAAAUAUGCUUGGAAUAAUUGUGGGAUUUGCAACUCUGAUUUAUUGGUAAUAUUAUUUAGUUUAUCCAGAGAUGAAAACCAGAAAAUUGCGCAAGUCAGCGAAUCAAUUUUACAGAGCAUCAUAAAAGAAAGAGGUGCUAAAACUGUCGUGCGAGUUAUUGAAGGUGUUUUACAUAAACGGAUCUCUGACAUACCAAAUCUAAUCAAUACGAUUGACGAACGCGCCCUUAUGUCCUCAUUAGACUUUCUUAUCGGAGUUUCAAGUUGUUUAGGUAAAUUAGCUGACGAAAUUUUUACUCUUCAAACGCAAGAGCGUUUAUUAGAUGUGCUGACAGUUGUUAUUCAAAUAGACAUAGCUGCCGUUUCUUUAGAUGAAAGUACGUCAGAAUUAGUGCUUUUGUCAGACAACCUGGUAUUACUCAGAUCGUACCCAGGGUUAUAUGAAGGAAGCUUGGAAAUCCGGUAUACCGACAUGUCCAUCACAAAUGACGAUGAAAACAAAGAUCAACUUUUUUCUGAGUUCUGUAAAAAUUUACAUGAAGUAAAAUAUAAUACAUUGCUUAUAGCUUUGCAGUGUGAAGCCGUGGGAUCUAUGGCCAUUGUAAUGGGAGAGGACUUCAGACAUUUUUUUUUGAAAUAUCUGUAUCUAAUUAUUGAAAGAUGCGGCCAUCGCAGACAAUGUAUUCGAAAUUCCGCUUUUUCCGCUGCUAAAGAUUUGCAAACAUUUUCGAAAGUUGGUAGUUUUUCUGAGCUUAUAGAGGUUAAUGCAGAUUACUUAAUAAAUAGCAUAUCUGUUAAACUCAAUCACAUAAUACAUUAUAAUGCUCCUAAUACUGGAGUUCUAGAUGCUUUGGUGAUAGUGAUAGAAAAUUGCAAGAAUCCGAAGCAUUUGAGGUCCUUUGCCGAUGUUUUAACAAAGUUGGAGGAGUUGGAUUUUAAGCAAAAAGAUGUUAUCAUUAGUUUACUGAAGGUGUACAAGGCAUUUGUAAAACAAUUAGCUCUUGUCCAUAGCACUUAUUCUGUGGCAUCUAAAAAAGUAGAGCCAUGCAGUACUAGUAAUCUAUUGCAUUCUAUUAAAGAGCUGCAACAGGCUAUUCAAACAGAACAAGAUGAAAAUAUGAUAGAUGUUGAAAAUUUUAAUGAAUCUGAAGCUUAUGAACUUACUUCAGAUGCAUGUAUGGAAGAAGAUGUUGAAAAAAAAUUACCACCAGAUCACGUUACUUUGGUAUCCGCAAUUUUAAAACGAAGCAUUCCAUUUGUAUCAUCAGAAAAUAAUUAUCAUAGAUUAUUAUCAUUAGAUAUAGUUCAUGCCGCAUUGCCGCUUUUGUCAGAGCACGAAGACACCUUAUUACCAGCCCUUCACGAAAUUUGGAACCCAGUAGCAUCGCGAAUGAGAGGAAGGACUGAUGCCGAAUUAAGCGUUUUAAGAAAGUCGUUUUCUGUAGCAUGUGCGCUAGCCUCCUUUGGGAAAGAUUUCUUGAGGCAACGAGCAAUCGGCAGUGUUUUGGCUAACGCAUUGAAUUUUCUGUUAUCAAAUGCUCAGGAAACUAAAUCAAAAGCAGAAUGUUCUGAAGCAUAUAGGCAUACUCAAGUAUUCAAAUUGCAACUUGAGAUACUUUCAGGUUUGGGAGAACUAUGUUAUAACCUCCAGUUUGGAGAAAAGACCAGGUUCGAAGUUAUGGCGGCUAUAUAUAGAUAUCUUCAUGAGAACGCGAUUUCGGAGUUACGAGAAGCUGCCAAAAAUGCAUUUAUCAGGAUGGCAAAAGAUAAUCCUGCUGAUGUAGCACAUUUUUUGGCUACAAUUUGGCCUUUGCAAACUUUGUCUUGUGAUUUGGAAAGUUUUCAUUUGCAAAACUUUAGUACCAGUGUAUUAGAAAUAGAAAGAACAAUUUACGAAAGCUGGUGAACUUUAUAUUCAGUCUCCUUGGGAUUCACAUAGCGCAACGUUUCCGGAAUUAUUAUACCGAGGCA